AGGGAAACGAGAUGAAGCUCUGCUCCUGCUCAGCCACACAAUUGCCCCGCUUCAGGCUGCAAGUCUGACAACAUGCACUCUCAACUAUCCACCAUCCUGUAGAAAGUCCAGACUUAUCUUGUCCAUUCAGGAGUGCCAGUAACGAUUUGGUCGUAACGCGGAAGUCGACCUGCAGUGCUUGUCCUGUACUCUUCUUUCUAUCCGAUGCUGAUUGCAAAGCACUCCCUCUUUAUGGUAACCCCCGCGAAGACACAAUGAACGGUAGCAAUAGCAAGGGCAGAAAGCGACAUACGAGACUCUCCGAUGAGUGCGAGCUCACAACCAUGUUCGACGAGUUAGGCGUCGAGGUUAUUGAAACACAAGAAAGGAGAACAGAGCCCACGUCCGCAAAACGUCAUGUGGAGCACACAUCCCCAAGAGUACGAGUCAACGGUGUGAGCCUCAAUGGGUUCGCUUUGUGCGAUGGUUGUAGGAGUCUCAAUCUGCCUGACCUGAUGCGCUCGUUCACCGACUUUGACGAGAGCGGGAUGCCAGAUCCAUGGUCCAACUGUUGGCCAUCUGUUGUUCAGGUCGGUAAUCGAUACAGGGAUCUGGGAGACUCAACAUGCACUCUAUGCCCAAUUCUAUCUGCGUCUCGUAUAGAAUCAGGCGGAGGACCACUGACUGAGGAAGAAUUCUCAGAAGUCAAAGGCAUGGGCGAGGAAUUAGCUGCGAUAACCUUCCCCCGACCCCGUCCACACUCUUCGCCUUGGGUUGGCCCACCUCUAUCUGUAGGUCUCGUACUCUGUCCUAAAGGUUUCUCGAAAAGCGCGGGUCGAGAUCUCGGGAGGCAUGCCAUGUCCAAGGGCUGCGCGACUAUAGUUAUGGAUACGGAUAUGAUGAAACCACCAAUGUUCACCCCACGACUGAUACCUCGACUGUUCGAUCCUUAUUUUAUUAAACCAUGGCUAGAUCACUGUUUUACAUGGCAUCGUCCAUCUUGUGGGAUGAAACCCCUACCAGUACGGGGAGUCAAUGUCAUUGACUGUGCGACACUGACGAUCGACAAAUGCGAUGCUAACACUCCCUACGUCGCUUUGAGCUACGUUUGGGGCAGUACUGGAACCAUUCCUGAGGGACCUCGAAUGUUAAAUGGGAGCAAAUUGCUCCCCCGAAAGCUGUCUGCAGUCAUUCGAGACUCGAUUGAGGUUACCAAAGCUCUCGGCUUCCGCUACCUGUGGGUAGACAGGUAUUGCAUCGACCAAGACAGACCGGAUCUGAAGCAUGACCAGAUACGUCAGAUGGAUGCAAUCUAUCGUAACGCCGAGCUUACGAUCAUCGGCGCUGCUGGGGUAGACGAGACACAUGGUCUGCCAGGAGUUGGCAGUAGAGCUCGUUCCCCCCAGUUAUACACCGAGAUCGGGAAUAUAACAGCAAUGUGGAGUCCCAAAGAUCCCCAAAUAGCGAUCGCUAAGUCGCACUGGUCUACACGCGGAUGGACAUUCCAAGAAGCGUUUCUCAGCCGUCGUCGAUUAGUAUUUACAGACGAUCAAGUCUACUUCGAGUGUAACGUCAUGCACGGCUGUGAAGGCGCUCACGAUUCCUUCGAUAAACUAAUUGUCCAUGGAGGAUUCAGCACCAUCCCCUUUGGCCCUCGAAUGUUUGGGAAGAGCCAAGUACAGCAGUACAGCGUGCUCAGUCGAGACGAUCCUUACCAAGAUGACACAUUUCGAGCGUAUAUUUCCGCUGUCGAGGAAUACACAACCAGAGACCUGCGAUUCGAUGAGGAUUCAAUCAACGCCUUCCGCGGAAUUCUCCGAGACUUUGCAAAUCAGGACGAUCCCCUCGACGAAGUCUGGGGAAUGUGCUAUUCGCGACGCGGCGGAAACCCGUACAUGUUUUUCAGUUAUGCCCUAACGUGGAUACACAAAGACAACGGUAAACCACCGCGACCCCGUACCGAGUUUCCCUCGUGGACCUGGGCUGGCUGGGCAGGACAGGUGGAAUACAGCCUCAGCUCCGCCUCGCGCCGAAUUGACUACAUGAACGAUCUAAAUACAAGAGAAUUCGGGUUUCUAGACUCAGACCUCCAUUUCGUCGAUCUCGCAAACGUAACUCUGGAAGGCAGGUACCCGAUACUACACAUCAAGGCCGCGAUAGUCAGAUUAGCACCAAACGCCUAUAAUGCCCAAAACAGAAAGAUACCCUGGGUCGUCAAGUUCGGAAUGAAAGCCAACACGAAAAAGUUCGGGGCGAGUCUCUCAUGGUCUGCGGAUGCCGAAGCCCACGCUAUGUUCCUUGAGAGCUAUACGGACCGAAAGCGCUGGAACUGUAUUUUCAUCGGCAGUGUGCUCAACGUUUCGUUUGUGAUGGUGUUGGAGGCGCGUCCGAAGACCCGGACGUGGCAGCGCGUUGGUAUGUUUUCAGUGCCUGUGUACUAUUCGGACAUUAGUCCGCAUCUGUACUGGGAGCAGUACCGCGCUUAUGACAUCGUGUAGAGGACGCGCAAAGAUCUAUGGAGAGCUGGUCUUAUUUGUCAGUGUUCCAGGCACACACACUUGAGAAACAGAGUUCACCAUACUAUUGAGG
Boeremia exigua is the source of this 2568-nucleotide messenger RNA. Its product is annotated as heterokaryon incompatibility protein-domain-containing protein. NCBI's taxonomy places the organism in Eukaryota, Fungi, Ascomycota, Dothideomycetes, Pleosporales, Didymellaceae. The record is from RefSeq and is a predicted model, not a curated record. The coding region runs from base 255 to 2477 and encodes 740 amino acids. The transcript has a single exon.